AUGGCGGUGUCGUCCCCGCCGGGCGUCCCGGCCGCGUCGGGGGGCGGCGGCGGCGGGGGCGGGGGCGUCGGUGGGGCGGGCGCGGGGGUCCCGUCGUCGGGGGCCGUGGGGGCGGCCUGCAGCCCCGGGGGGGGCCUGUUCCGCGGCGAGCCCCUGUACGCCCCCAGCCCCGCCGCGUCCCCGCGCCUGGCGCCGGGCUUGGGGGGCGCCGCCGCCGCCGAGUGCCAGAUGGUGGACCUGCACGGGGUGAAGGUGGCCUCGUUCGUGGUGGAGGGCCAGGAGCUGAUCUGCCUGCCGCAGGUGUUCGACCUCUUCCUGAAGCACCUGGUGGGCGGCCUGCACACCGUCUACACCAAGCUCAAGCGCCUGGACAUCGCGCCCGUGGUGUGCACCGUGGAGCAGGUGCGCAUCCUGCGCGGGCUGGGCGCCAUCCAGCCCGGCGUCAACCGCUGCAAGCUCAUCACCAGGAAGGACUUCGAGACGCUGUACAGCGACUGCACCAACGCCAGUUCACGACCGGGGAGACCCCCCAAGCGCUCUCUGGGGGUUGCGAUACAAGAGAACACGCGCCUUCUGCCCCACGGAGUGCCCGGCCUCUUAUCACCAGGACUUAUCUCCCCAACAGGUCUAACAGCGGCUGCCAUGGCAGAAGCGAUGAAGUUGCAGAAGAUGAAGCUGAUGGCCAUGAAUAGCCUCCAUGGAAGCGGGAGCCAGAAUGGGACUGAAUCAGAGAACGAAGAGCUGAAUUCCAAUGCAGGUGGAAGCGAAUCCUCAUGGGAUAAAGAGAAGCUCCAGUCCCCCAUCACCACGGGAUCCCAUCACGGAGUUAGCCACGCAUCGCUGUCGGGGCAGCCCAGUCUGGGAACUGCUCAUCCACUCAGCCCACUGCAGCAGAACCAUCUGCUCACUAACAGGAUAGAUCUGCCCUUCAUGAUGAUGCCCCACCCCCUUCUUCCGGUUGGCCUCCCUCCUGCUUCCGUCGCAAUGGCUAUGAAUCAGAUGAACCAUCUCAACACUAUAGCUAAUAUGGCAGCUGCCGCUCAGAUGCACAGCCCGCUGUCGAGAGCCGGAGCCUCAGUCAUAAAGGAGAGGAUUCAGGACAGCCCUUCGCCUGCCCCGUCUGUGGAAGAGAGUCAAAGACCCGGGAGUCAUGCCUCUUCACAUCAGAGCAGUAGCGUUUCCAGUUCUCCGUCCCAGCUUGACAACACACCCGAUAGAAUUGCUAUGCUGUCACAUACUAGAGAAGGCGAACCUGUGGAUCAAGAGUCCGGGCCCAACCCAAGAAAACUCUCCAAGGAGAAAGAAGAGGUCCAGAUCGCCAUCCCAAUCAUGAAACCAACCUUGGAAAAAGUCCAGUUGGCUGGACAAGCUUUGCCGCCUGGCUUCCCUGCGCCUUUUCUCUUUGCUGAUGGACUGUCGUCAGUAGAAACUCUAUUAACCAAUAUCCAGGGGUUGCUGAAGGUUGCUGUAGAUAACGCCAGAGUACAGGAGAAGCAGAUCCAGCAGGAAAAGAAAGAGUUAAAGAUGGAGCUGUGUCGGGAGAGAGAACUGAGAGAGAACCUGGAGAGGCAACUCACAGCCGAGCUACAAAGCAGAGCAACAAUUCAAAAGCGCUUGAAGAAAGAAAAGAAAGCCAAGAGGAAAUUGCAGGAAGCCCUUGAGUUUGAAUCGAAGAGGAGAGAACAAGUGGAACAGGCACUUAAGCAAGCUACAUCGGGUGACGGACUCAGGAUGUUAAAUGAUGCUGGAAUCCCAGAUAUGGAAGUAGAACACAAUGGAACCCAACAUGACAGUGCAGCAAUGCAAGAAAACAGAACAUACAUCAAACCUACCAUUAUGUACUGAAGACACUUAUUAUGAAUGGGGGGGAAAUAUAUAUAUAUAAAUAUAUAUAAAAUGAUCACUAUUCGAAGACUAUAUAAUUCAUGAAAGAAGUCCCUUCUGACCUUUGAUGCCUUCAGUGCUGUGUGAAGAACAGGAUUGUUAGCAUUGAAAACCUGGACAAUUUCAAACCAUUUGCUGUUCCUGUCUCGAGAACUGCCGAAAUUUCAGAAUGCCAAGGUUUCUCGCAAGCUUUGUCGAACCAAACCAAACCCUGUUGCAACAGAUCAUUUUAGGUCGCAGAGGAUAGAAAGAGAGGGAGAGAGAGUAAAAGUUUUAGUAUUUUUAAGCACAUACAGGAAUUGUUUUCCCAAAAGAACGACAUUUUUGUUUCUUUGGUCAAGGAAUUAGCUAUGACGCUAUAGCUAUGGCACAAUGAACGUUAAGGUUCUCACUGGCUUGUUCACGCAACAUGCCCAGUUUUAUCACUGAAGCUGUCCAACACGGGGCUGUUUCAAUUGUGUUUAUAAAUUUAAGCUUUGUUUACUGAAGCUGAAACUCAAUAUAUAUUACGUUUUGGAGAGAACAGUGUGUACAUUUUUUAACAUGAUGUAAAAAAAAUGUCCUUUCCAUUCUCG
Messenger RNA from Euleptes europaea (tarantolino), 2459 nucleotides. RefSeq names its product dachshund family transcription factor 2 (gene DACH2). The transcript is spliced from 12 exons. Lineage: Eukaryota; Metazoa; Chordata; Lepidosauria; Squamata; Sphaerodactylidae. The record is from RefSeq and is a predicted model, not a curated record. The coding region runs from base 1 to 1845 and encodes 614 amino acids.